AUGGCGGCUCCGGAGUCCUAUGCCAUCAAGAUUGGCCAGCGAAUCCUCGUGACUGGCGCAAACAGUUUCGUCGGCUCGAACGUUAUCGACGUACUCUUGUCACUCGGCUACACAGUAAGAGGUACAGUACGGUCGGAAAGGCCAUGGCUAAACGAGCUAUUCGACAACAAGUAUGGGGCAGGGAAAUUUGAGACAGUCGUCGUUCCCAGUCUUGAUGACAAGAAACGUCUGCUCGAUGUUUUGGCCGGCAUCAGCGGUGUCAUUCACGUGGCUUCUGACGUGAGCUUUGACUCCGAUGCUGGAAAGUUGGUCCCUUAUGUGGUAAACGCUACGGAAACUGUCAUGCAAGCUGCCUCUGAAAUCGCAUCUGUCAAAAGAGUAGUCUUGACCUCGUCAUCGGUCGCGGCCGUGAUCCCAGAAGCAGGCCAUGGUCGUCUUGAACUGACCCAAGAUACAUGGAAUGACGCCUCAAUCGCAGCGGCAUGGGAUCCCAACACACCUGCCGAAAUCAAAGGCCUUAUGGUCUACGCGGCAUCCAAGACCGCAGGCGAACGUGCUGCCUUCGACUGGGUGAAGAAGCACAAGCCAGGAUAUGUCUUGAACUCUGUCCUGCCAGACUACACAAUUGGAGAAGUCCUCCACCCAAAUAUCGGCUCUAGCGGUGUCUUGACGGCCCUACUGCUCGAAGGAAACGACACCAUAAUCAAGAUCAUACUCAGCCAAUACUUCGUCGACGCCAAAGACCUUGCACGCCUGCACGUCAUCGCCUUGCUAAACCAGACCGUGACAUCAGAGCGUCUCUUUGGUUUGGCAGGCAGGUUCGAAUGGAAGGAUGUAAUUGACAAUCUUCGUGAACUUCGGCCAUCGAGCAAGAAGCUAGUGACAGAUUUUCCGCCCGCGCGCACAGGUAAUGUUGAGAUUGUGCCGACUGAGAGGUCAAAGGAGCUACUUCGUUCCUUCUUCGGCCAGGAGGAGUGGACAAGCUUGAAGGACUCCCUGGACAGUUGCAUUUCUAGUCUAGACAUGUAG
Cyphellophora attinorum is the source of this 1029-nucleotide messenger RNA. Its product is annotated as Aldehyde 2. The transcript has 5 exons. Gene Ontology annotation, molecular function: oxidoreductase activity, acting on the CH-OH group of donors, NAD or NADP as acceptor. Lineage: Eukaryota; Fungi; Ascomycota; Eurotiomycetes; Chaetothyriales; Cyphellophoraceae. Bases 1 to 1029 code for a protein of 342 amino acids. The record is from RefSeq and is a predicted model, not a curated record.